Messenger RNA from Closterium sp. Yama58-4, 216 nucleotides. The record is from the annotation of a GenBank genome assembly. Lineage: Eukaryota; Viridiplantae; Streptophyta; Zygnematophyceae; Desmidiales; Closteriaceae.
GGUACUAUAUCAGAGCGGUCUCUCAGGCUCCAUUCCAGAGGCAAUCAGCAGCCUCAAGCAGCUGCAGCAGUUGUACCUCAACGACAACAGUCUCUCAGGCUCCAUUCCAGAGGCAAUCAGCAGCCUCAAGCAGUUACAAAGCUUGCAACUCAGCACCAAUUGGCUAGCGGGGACGAUACCUGCUGCAAUCACCACGCUCACUAAUCUCGAAUACCU